This is a messenger RNA of Paramacrobiotus metropolitanus, 1634 nucleotides long. RefSeq names its product astacin-like metalloendopeptidase. Gene Ontology annotation, molecular function: zinc ion binding; metalloendopeptidase activity. The transcript is spliced from 6 exons. The record is from RefSeq and is a predicted model, not a curated record. Gene Ontology annotation, biological process: proteolysis. NCBI's taxonomy places the organism in Eukaryota, Metazoa, Tardigrada, Eutardigrada, Parachela, Macrobiotidae. Bases 126 to 1634 code for a protein of 502 amino acids.
UUAAACUGUGCAGCAAAAUGCUAAAUUUAUUAGUUAUUUUGGCUCUUCACGUGGAUGCCGUAAUACUCGUAACUGCAUUCGCAGAUACUUAAAAUGUUUCUCAAAAUGAUACACCAUAUGACGACAUGUUGCUAAAACUGAUUGUUUACUGCAGAUUGUUGUUGCUGCAAAAUGUAUUCCCAUGCUUGGUCCAUGGUGCUCCAGUAUCAGUAGACAAUUUCAACAACGUCAUGACUUUAUUAACAGCUUGGGAAGAUGGAAAAGAUCCGGAAUUUGAAUCAUCCGCUGCUGCAUCAGUGAUGCCGUCCUGGAAAGAUAUUUUGUGGCUACCGGAUGACGCCUCUUCGAACAGGUUUCAGGCACCAGGUUCGGCCACUGGUCGAAUGUUUAGCAAUAACUACUGGAACCAAAGCGGCAACUGCGUUCCAUACGCGAUCGCACCCGAUUUUGACGCUGAAGCACAACAUCUUAUAAGAACGGCGUUGUUGGCCAUAGAAAAUGCAACGCAUGGCUGCGUGAGGUUUAUAAAGCGAGAGCAUGAAAAAGAAUUUAUUUCGAUUCAGCAUAAGCCAGGAUGCGCGGCUGACGUCGGGAGGACACCCAGGAGAAUCACAAAAGUCAUACUGGGAGGAAAUUGUUUGUCUCCAAGAACAAUAAUACAUGAAAUUUUCCAUGCAUUGGGAUUCUACCACGAACAUAGCCGUCCGGAUCGAGAUACAUAUGUCACUGUCAACGCUGCCCCGAGCAAUAUCGAACGAAACGUUGAUCUGCGGAAUUUCAAUAUUCUGCCUGAUAUGCCGGUAUUUAAUUUGCCAUACGAUUACGAUUCUAUAAUGCAUUACGCACCCAGUGAUUUUGCGGCUAAUCCUAAUGAUCCUAAUGGAGCGGUCAUCAUGCCCAAAGUCAACGGAUCACUGAAAAUUGGCAAGCGAGACCAGUUGAGCGUUCUCGAUAUUGCUAGACUAAAAGUAGCUUACGGAUGCUUGGAUGCGAAUCUCGGACCCAUUCGCAAAACUUUUCCUAACAACUGCAAAAUGACAGUAAAGGUAGCGGAACGAGUAGAGGAACCAGUUGUCAGCGCUGUUCGUCAUCAGCAUUCGCCAACGUCACGAAAACCUAAAGGGUCAAGACUCAGAGAAUUAAACGAAGUUCCCAGGUAUGUGGAGGACAAUAACGCUGAAUCUCCCUUUCUCCCGGAGUUUUCGGAUAAAUUAAUGACCAAUGAGCAAUGUGCCGCCCAAUUCACUAGCAACUGUUCGCCCGUGCAACGUAAAAAGGCCGCUUGCGCGAGAUUCCGAGGUCUGGAGAUACAUUGCUAUAAUACAGCAACCCUCGAAGAAAUCGCACAAAUAACGGCUGCGGUAUCCAGGCCACCAAUUCGAGCAGUGCGAAUCCGUUUAAACGAUGGCCCACUCAUUACGUACAGGAACUUUGUCCGCGUAAGCACCCAGGUGGUCCAGUUCACACUGUCAUUCUGUCGCGGUGCACGAGCCUCCGCUGCGGAUAAUCUUACUGGCGCAAUCAACAAUCCGCACACUGGAAGAGGGGACCUUUACGAACCUGAGGAGUUUGGAGGUGUUGUCGCUGGAAUAUGGACUGGAGAGUCUGCUGCAUUUGCGACCGCGUUAUCGUGA